AUGCAGAGGCAAAGGGGGCGGAGUCGCCUGCGCGCCUUAGUUAGGUUUUUGCUGAUCUUAGGGUUCGUCGUAUGGAUCGUCCACAGUCUUCUGGUGCAGCAUUACAAGAAGCAGCGCGCGCUAGUGGACAGGCUCGUCGAUCGCGUCGAUAAUCGCGAUGCCGGGUUGAGGGGCGCUGCACCGAGGAGAAGUGCGCUGCCCGACGAUGAGGGCGGGUUCGAGGUCGAUUUCAGCGACAAUACACACGACGAUGACAACUACGGAAAUGAAGAAGAGCUAAAUUCUACGCUGCGCUCGCUCAAACCUCCCGAGCCUUCGUCCGUCGAGCUGCGCGAUGUGACGGUGCGGGAGGAGUUGCCUCGUGUCUCGCGACGGAACGAGGCGAGUCGAGGCGGUGUUUGGAUACCCCGGGACUGGGGCACACGCGAGCGGGGAAAGAAUGCGGAGAAGAACGGUGAGGCCGAUGCGGAGUGCUUCCCCGCAGAUCGCGAUGCCGACAGCGGAGACCGCGUCGUGAAUCCGAUCGAACCGCUCUACCGAAAGGCAGGCUCAGGAUGCAACAAGCGGGAGACGAUACCGGGCCUGUGCGACGUCCUCAAUGUCUUACUUCCUAGCGAUGGCAUCGAGCGUGCGGUGAUGCUGGUGUUUGGAGGCGAGAAGCAUCAGGAUACGAUCGCCCUGGCACUCGCCGCUGCUGAUAAGACCGGCGCCAGGGCUGUCCUCUUCGUUGCUAGUGACGACGAUGCGGCUGCCACAGCCGCAAAGGAAAAUGUUCCUUACAUCCAGCCGGAUUGCGACGGGCCGUGUGGACGCCCCGAAUAUGUCGCGGCGGCGGCUAUUCUCAGUAUCGGGUCUGAUGUCCUUCUCGUUGGCCGCGGCGUCGAGCUCCGCGGUCCAAACCCGCUGAUAAACAUCCCGGGGCUGCGCGGGGCUGACGUGGAGGGUGUGACAUACCGAGAGGGGAUGUUUGGUGACGUGGUGGGUAUGAGCGACCCCGCCAUGGGCUGGUCUGCGUACAGUCAAUCUAUGGCAGUGCCUAAUAUUCUCUCCUCGCUUGUGCUCUUACGUGCGACCGGAGAAUCGAUCAGGCUGGCGGUGUGGCUCGGAGAGCAUCGGGACGAUGUCGAUGCCGACGUUGCACUCACAGACGAACUGCUCAUGCCGGCGCACGACGCGAGGCAACGCUCAGGUGCCACGUUCAGGUUGCUACCACCAAAAUGUUUCAGGCAUCAUAAAAGUGGUGCAGCGGUUGUGGAAGCCGCGGAGGGGUUCCCGGUUAAAUCUUGGCACGGAGACGAGAAAAGCAUGUUCAGUUUUGGCACCAGAGCCGAGGACCCAAACAAAAUUUUGUCGUCGGAAACCUUUGACGCGGCGCGCUCGGUUGUGCUGCGUGACGGACCUAUCGGUGCGGAAGACGAUGACGGUAAUUGCGCUGCGGUUGACAUGCACGAUCGAGUGGGACCUGAUCCCCGCGCUUUACGCUACAUCGCCGCCCCUGAUGGUGACUUCCCGGUGAACUGCGAUGGUGACCUCUCACAGCUUUGCAAGAUAGUUGGUCGCGUGGCUGUCAAGCGUCAGGUGCUCGCAGCUGUGUCGAACUCGAAUAUCCUGUAUAUGCUUGGUUUGUUUUUGGAUGGGGUCGCUGCAGCCAACAUUACCAAUACAAUCGUGGUCGCUCUCGAUCAGAAAACAGCAGAUUGGUGCAAGGAACGCGGUGCGCCUUAUUAUCAUCGAGAGUUGAAGUCCUUGACCGGCGCAACCGACAACCAUGCAACUUCCGGACUCAAAUUCAGAGUUUUGCAUGAGUUUCUGAGCGUGGGUGUUUCGGUUUUACUCUCGGACGUUGACGUAGUGUGGAUGCGUAAUCCCUUUGGAGGAUCGCGGCUUGUAGUGCCCACGAUCGAGUCCGAUCCUGACAGGGUCCACGUGGAUGCGCCAGCCAUUUACGGCGACUCGGAUGUGGAAGGGAUGACGGAUGGUUGGGACGACGUGUCCGCUUACGGCUUUGCGUACGCAGGGGCUGGAGGGACUCCCAUGCGUCGCCUCGCAGCUCGUAACAGUGGGUUGUUCUACCUCGCCGCCACGAAAGAGUCCCUGCGAAUGGUAUCGCGGUUGGCAGAACGCAUGGCGACGGAGCGCAAUACGUGGGACCAGACGGCGUACAAUGAGGAGCAGGUGUGGAUGUGGACGUCGGAGGCGCCCAACGCGGGGAAUAGGAGAUCGGUACCGGCCGGUGUGUCCCAGCGCGUUAUGAACUACGCAUGUUUCCAGAACACCAAGUACCUGUUUCGAUACAUGAGGUACGAUCCUGAGCUGUACGACGGGGCAUCCGGUCGUUCCCUUCGACCCAUCAGCGUGCACGUGAAUUAUCACCCGGAGAAGCCGCAAAGGAUGGUCACCCUAAUCGAGCAGUAUCUGAAGGGAGAGCGCGACGCGAUAUCGAAGUGGAACUGGGGAGAGGGGAUGGCAUUCGCAAAACCUUGUCUCGCCCGACCAAAAAAUUCUAAAGAAGGGGACGCCUUGAUGGAGGAAUCUGAGCUGGCUCGACAGAUUCUCGAACGUAUGUCUGUCAGCGGUGAGCCUGGAACGUGGGCCGGUAUCAAAGGUUUCGCACCCGGGGAGAAAGGUGCGUUGGUGACGCCAUGGGGCGAUGGCAAAUGGGGUGUCAUUCCUCCAAAAGAAGUUGAUGGUGAUGAUCGAAUAUUUGUCGACUUCAGCGGCGCUAAACACAUGGUGCACAGCGACCAGGACAGAAACGGACGCUCCAAUGGGGAGCUCCAUCUAAUAUCCACGCGUUGUACCGAUGGAGAGAAGGUCGAUAUCGUCCUUUGA
This is a messenger RNA of Micromonas commoda, 2832 nucleotides long. Its product is annotated as glycosyltransferase family 77 protein. The coding region runs from base 1 to 2832 and encodes 943 amino acids. Gene Ontology annotation, biological process: root hair cell development. The transcript has a single exon. The record is from RefSeq and is a predicted model, not a curated record. Gene Ontology annotation, molecular function: glycosyltransferase activity. NCBI's taxonomy places the organism in Eukaryota, Viridiplantae, Chlorophyta, Mamiellophyceae, Mamiellales, Mamiellaceae.